AUGCAGCAGCAAAUGCUGUCUAUCGAUCUCACUCAGAGGAUACAACAGCAGCAGCAGCAACAGCAAUUCGAGCAACAAGAAGAAGAAGAAGAAGAAGAAGAAGAAUAUAUAGAAGGAGACAGCGAAGAAGAAAACGAAGAAGGAGACAGAGAAGAAAGAGAAGAAAGAGACAGAGAAGAAGAAGGAGACAGAGAAGAAGAAGAAGAAGAAUAUAUACAAGGAGACAGAGAAGGAGACAGAGAAGAAAACAGAGAAGAAGAAGAAGAAGAAGAAGAAGAAGACAGAGAAGAAGAAAUAGAAAGAGAAGAAGAAGAAGGAGACAGAGAAGAUAUAGAAGGAGACAGAGGAGGAGACAGAGAAGAAAGAGAAGAAAGAGAAAGAGAAGGAGACAGAGAAGAAGAAGAAGAAGAAGAAGAAGAAUAUCAACAACUGCUGCAGUAG
Molecule: messenger RNA, 441 nt
Organism: Eimeria mitis
Lineage: Eukaryota; Apicomplexa; Conoidasida; Eucoccidiorida; Eimeriidae
Exons: 2
Coding region: 1-441 (146 amino acids)
Source: RefSeq, a predicted model, not a curated record